GCAGCGGCAGCAGCAGCAGCGGCGGCUGAGGCGCUUUCUCUUGCUGUAACCUAAACAAUGACUCCUACUACAGAGCGGAGGAAAGCACGCCAGUAGAAUGCGUUACACGGAGCCCAAACCUUGCUUUUCGCUGCUAUUCCGACCACUCACUUAAACUUACCGACAGUAAACAUGUGGAUACCUACAGAACACGAGAAAUACGGCGUCGUGCUGGCCAGUUUCAGAGGGACCGUCCAGCAUGGCCUCCCGCUGGAAAUUGGAGACACGGUGCAAAUCCUGGAGAAAUGUGAAGGAUGGUACAGAGGAUUCAUCCUGAAGAACCCAAAUGUGAAGGGGAUUUUUCCAUCCAGCUACAUCCACUUAAAGAAUGCCCACGUCAAGAACAAAGGGCAAUUCGAGACAGUCAUCCCUGAUGAAGACUCUGUCAUCACAGAGAUGACAUCAACUCUGCGAGACUGGGGUGCCAUGUGGAAGCAGCUCUAUGUGAAAAAUGAGGGGGAUUUGUUCCACCGGCUUUGGCAUGUGAUGAAUGAAAUCUUGGACCUGAGGAGGCAGGUGCUGGUUGGCCACCUCACUCAUGACCGUUUGAGGGACGUCAAGCAGCACAUCACAGCAAGAUUGGAUUGGGGCAACGAACAGCUUGGCUUGGACCUGGUCCCGAGGCGAGAGUUUAGUAUGGUGGACCCCGAUGAAAUCAGUGUCACAGAGCUUUACAGACUGAUGGAACACCGACAUCGUAAGAAGGAGACAUCCACCCCUGCUAGCACCCAUCAUCUGUUUGUCCACGUGAAGAGUCUAAUGAGCGCUAAUCUGGGGGAGGAGCUGGAAGUCUUCUUUCACAUUUAUGAUGGACGGGAGAACCGGCCACUCAGUGAAAGGUUCUUUGUAAGGCUGAAUAAGAGCGGGCUGCCCAAGUCACCAGAGAAGACAGAAAGACAAUGCACGCUAUUUGUGGAUUUGGGAAGCAGUGAUCUACGAAAAGAUGUCUACAUCGUUGUGCACAUCAUAAGAAUAGGGAGGAUGGGAGCAGGAGAGAAGAAGAACCAGUGCAACGUACAGUACAGGCGGCCGUUUGGCUGUGCUGUUGUCAGCAUUGCCGAUCUACUUACUGCUGACUCUAAGGAUGACCACCUGCUAAAGGUUUAUACGUGUAACACUGAGAGCGAAUGGUCCCAGAUCCAUGAGAACAUCAUCAAAAAGGCCAAUUCUAGGUACAACUUGUCUGGAUCAAACACUGGUCUGGCAGUGGCUCUGCAGCUCCUCCAUGGGGAUAUAGAUCAACUAAGACGGGAGUACAUGGUCCUUUUCACCCGUGGUGUGUCAAUCACCAGGAAACUGGGCUUCUCUGAUGUCAUCAUGCCAGUUCAGGGUUAUGUGGCAGCUGGCUCAGGUGAACCAAGUGUGGAUGAGUACCAUUCCUUGGUGUUGUAUCACAACAACAGUCCCCGCUGGGGCGACCAGAUCAAGCUCCCUAUUCCGGUCGACAUGUUUCGGGGGUCGCACGUCCGCUUUGAGUUUCGACAUUGCUCCACUAAAGACAAGGGAGAGAAGAAACUGUUUGGCUACUCCUUUGUUCCUCUGAUGCAAGAGGACGGAAGGACUCUGCCAGAUGGCACCCAUGAGCUCAUUAUCCAUAAGUGCGAGGAGAACACCAGCUUGGCUGACUGUUCACGCUACCUGAAGCAGCCGUUCUCCAAGCCCAACCUGCCGUCUAACAAUCAGACGCUGAAAGGCACCAAGGAAUCUUUCUGGAUCACCAGCUUCCUCUGCUCCACCAAGCUCACGCAGAACGGUGAUAUGCUGGACCUGUUGAAGUGGCGAGCCCACCCUGAGAGGAUCAACGACAGCUUAUCAAAGCUGAAGGAGAUCGAUGGCUCGGAGAUUGUCAAAUUUCUCCAGGACACCUUGGACACCCUCUUCGGGAUUUUGGAUGAAAGCUCCCAGAGAUAUGGACUUAAGGUGUUUGAUUCACUGGUUCAUAUCAUCAACCUUCUCCAGGACAGCAAAUUCCAGCACUUUAAACCUGUCAUGGACACCUACAUCGAAAGCCACUUUGCUGGAGCUUUGUCCUACAGGGACCUGAUCAAAGUGCUGAAGUGGUACGUGGACCGCAUUGUUGAUGCAGAGCAUCAGGAUCACAUACAGCAGGUGCUCAAGGCCAGCGAGUACAUUUUUAAGUACAUCAUCCAGUCCCGUCGGCUCUUUUCGCUCGCUACAGGAGGCCAGAAUGAGGAAGAGUUCAGAGUCUGCAUUCACGAGUUGUUCAUGUCCAUCCGCUUCUUCCUCUCGCAGGAGAACAAAGGCACCACGCCCGUCGCACAGACACAGGCCGUGUUCCUCCGAACAUUUCCGGCAAUUUACGGCGAGCUGUUGAAGAUCUUCACGGUGCGCGAGGUGGCCGGUUUCGUCAGGGAGACUCUGGGCAGCCUGCCUACCACCGUCCAUCCUGACUGCCCCCUGGAGGCCGUCAAACUGCAGUGCAUUGCCAAGACUGUGGAAAGCCAGCUUUACAUAAACCCAGAUUCACGAUGCAUCCUGUUGCCGGUGGUGCUUCGAGUGCUACAGGCCCACAUGCAGGAGCAGAGAGACCUGGUCAUGUGUGCCCAGAUCCUCUCCAGCAUGCUUUCUCUAAUCAAGAAGGAGGAAAAUGGCACUGCGGGAGAAUUUGUGGCAUGUUUGUUGGCGCUUCUGCGACAGAUGAGUGACAAGCACUAUCAGAAGCUGCUGCAGGCGUUCAGCAGCAAAGACGACCUGAGGGAUUUCCUCCUUCAUAUCUUUACAGUCUUCAGGAUCCUAAUCCGACCAGAAAUGUUCCCUAAAGACUGGACUGUCAUGAGACUGGUCACGAACAAUGUCAUCAUCACAACUGUCCUCUACCUUUCUGACGCUCUGAGGAAAAACUUCCUCAAUGACAAGUUUGACUACAAGGUGUGGGAUUCGUAUUUCUACCUGUCUGUAAUAUUUAUCAACCAGCCCUGUCUUCAACUUGAAUCCUUCUCUCCCUCCAAGAGAAAGAAAAUACUGGAAAAAUAUGGAGACAUGAGGGUGAUGAUGGGCUGUGAGAUCUUCAGCAUGUGGCAGAAUUUAGGUGAACAUAAGUUGAACUUCAUCCCAGCAAUGAUUGGGCCGUUCCUGGAGGUGACGCUGGUGCCUCAACCUGAUCUGAGAAAUGUCAUGAUCCCCAUUUUCCAUGACAUGAUGGACUGGGAGCAAAGACGCAGUGGCAAUUUUAAGCAGGUGGAGGCCAAGUUGAUUGACAAGCUGGACAGCCUGAUGUCUGAAGGCAAAGGCGAUGAGACAUACAGGGAGCUCUUCAACAGCAUAAUUCCUCUGUUUGGUCCGUACCCUAGCCUGCUGAAGAAGAUCGAGAGAGAGACCUGGAGGGAGAGCGGGAUCUCCCUGAUCGCUACCGUCACUCGUUUAAUGGAAAGACUGCUAGACUACAGGGAUUGCAUGAAGUUGGGAGAAGUUGAUGGCAAAAAGAUCGGAUGUACUGUCAGUUUACUGAACUUCUACAAAACAGAGUUGAACAAAGAGGAGAUGUACAUCCGCUACAUUCACAAACUGUAUGAUCUGCAUCUGAAAGCACAAAACUACACAGAGGCGUCCUACACCCUGCUGCUCUAUGACGAGUUAUUGGAAUGGUCAGACAGGCCGCUCAGAGAGUUUCUCAACUACCCCAUGCAGAGCGAGUGGCAAAGGAAAGAAUAUUUGCAUCUCACUAUCAUCCAGAACUUCGACAGGGGGAAGUGUUGGGAGAAUGGCAUCAUCCUUUGCAGAGAGCUUGCUGACCAGUACGAGUCGUACUACGACUACAGGAACUUGAGUAAAAUGAGGAUGAUGGAAGCAUCUCUCUAUGACAAGAUCAUGGAUCAGCAAAGAUUAGAACCUGAAUUCUUCAGAGUCGGAUUCUAUGGGAAGAAGUUUCCUUUCUUCUUACGGAAUAAGGAGUUUGUGUGCCGAGGCCACGACUACGAGAGGCUGGAGGCGUUCCAGCAGCGGAUGCUCAACGAGUUCCCCCACGCCAUCGCCAUGCAGCACGUAAACCAGCCCGACCAGACCAUAUACCAGGCAGACGCACAGUACCUGCAGAUCUAUGCUGUAACCCCCAUCCCCGACAGUCAGGAUGUGCUACAGAGAGAUGGAGUGCCUGACAACAUCAAAAGCUUCUACAAGUUUAAUCACAUCUGGAGGUUCAGAUAUGACCGGCCCUUUCACAAGGGCACCAAAGACAAGGAGAAUGAGUUUAAGAGUCUGUGGGUGGAGAGGACAACUCUGACUCUGAUCCAGAGUCUUCCAGGCAUCUCCCGCUGGUUUGAAGUUGAAAAGAGAGAACUGGUGGAGGUAAGCCCACUGGAGAAUGCGAUUGAGGUGAUCGAGAACAAGAACUUGCAGUUGCGCACAUUGAUCACCCAGUGUCAGAGCCGGCAGAUGCAGAACAUCAACCCUCUCACCAUGUGCCUCAACGGGGUCAUCGACGCCGCGGUCAACGGGGGACUGGCCCGCUACCAAGAGGCCUUUUUCGUGAAGGACUACGUUAUGAAUCACCCCGAGGACGGAGAGAAGAUCGGGCGACUGAGAGAGCUCAUGUUCGAACAGGCACAUAUAUUGGAGUAUGGCCUUGCGGUGCACGAGAAGUUUGUUCCUCAAGAUAUGAGACCCCUGCACAAGAAGUUAGUGGACCAGUUUCAUCUCAUGAAGUCCAGUCUAGGCAUACAGGAGUUUCCAGCGUAUGUGCGCGCGAGCCCGGUGCACUUCACCAACGGAAGCCCGCGGACGUGCAGGAACUCCGUGCCCAGCAUCAUUAGCCCAGAUGGCGGCAGAGGAGUUGCCAGGCGGAGUUUCCAACGAAGAACCAGCUACCCUGCGGUGAACCGUUACUCCUCGUCCUCUCUGUCAUCUCAAGCCUCCAAUGAAGUCAGUAACAUCACAGGGCAAUCGGAGAGCUCGGAUGAAGUCUUCAACAUGCAGCCCAGCCCAUCUACCUCGAGCCUCAGCUCCAACCAUUCUGCCUCGCCCAACGUCACCAGCUCAGCCCCAUCCAGUGCCAGAGGAUCCCCUCAGAUGGCAGAGAAACACAAGCAUUCCAGAGAAAAUGCCUGUCUGUCUCCACGAGAGAGACCGGUCAGUGCCAUCUUCCCCAACCCCCUCGAUCCUGCACAGAGAGCCCCUGCUCAUCAGAUAGGUGAUACCACUUUACCGAGGAGUGACCCCAACCUCUCAGCGCCAGAUAAAGUGAGGCCCGCUCCCAGUAGUUGGAGCCUAGACAGUGUCAAAGAGGGUAUGCCACACUCCUCUGACUCUGGUGGCAGAAUGCUAUGCCCUCCUGUACCUCCUAGGCCACCGUACUCAGGCUCCUCGGCUAAAAACAUGAGGUCACAGUCUCCUGUUCCCACAUCCAGAUCACCGCAAAAGACCACAGUGCCACCUUUCACCCCUUCGCCCACUGAGUGCCAAUCUGCCAGUCUGGUCUCCAACUCUCCAGUCCUGUCCGGCAGCUACAGCAGCGGCAUAUCCUCCCUCAGUCGCUGUAGUGUGUCCGAAGCUUCAGGAACCGAGCUCCCCACAGGUGACCAUCCGCCCCACCAACUGCCUCCACCUACCACCUUGCCAAACUCUGUCUCCAGUAGCUCGGACGAGCCCAUCCGCAGAGAGAACAAGACACCGCCACCCUACAGCGUGUACGAGAGGAACAACCCCCGCAGGCCCGUGCCGCUUCCCCACAGUCUCUCCAUUCCCCCACAGACGGACCCCCCGGCCCUGCCGCCCAAACCUCACCAGCUCCGCACAGGCAGCAUGAAGUUGGAUGGAACCGCCGACCCUCGAGUCCCCAGACCGAGGCCUCUGCCCAGGAAGGUGUCUCAGCUAUAGGUGCUGGUUACAGAGCACACAAAAGGAGAUGGUGGGAAGAAAAAAAAACUGGCAUAUUUUGCACUUUUCUACAUGGCACUCACUUUUUUUUAGAGACAUUCAAUUUGGCAUUCCUGACCUACACUCCAAUAAAAGACACAAGCCUACACAUUAACAGGCAGUCUAGAAACUGAAAAGCUGGCAGAUAAAGUUUCUUUUGUAUUUACUAGAGGACAUUGCAUUGACUUUGACUUGGUCGUUCUGCACUUUUAGCUCUAGUACAUACAAUAGCUCACCACAGUCAGUUGUAACACCACACGUUUACCGAACACUCUAGAAAAACACAGUUUUGAUAGAUGUAAUAAUCUCAAAUAUAUGUAUAUUGGUAUAUAUGAGAAUUGUUUUGCCUUAAGUAUUGGAAACAGAGUCUUUUAUCUGUGAGUCUUGCACGUUUUUUUUCCCCUUAACAGCUCAGUAUAUUUGUAUACUGUACGGCUAAAAAAAAAAAGGUGCUAGAGACCUCGAGUAUGCAUUUCAUUGAAGUGUAGUAGACAACGGUGUGUUCUUAUUUUCAUAUCCACAUAAGCAAUGGUACAAAAACCUCAAACUUUGAACUGAUACUAACAAAAAUGUAUGGAAUUUAAAAGAUCUAAUACCUGUGUUGUUGAUUUUACAAAUUUGACCGCAUUUGUGACCUUAUAUUCGUUAUUAAUAUGCAGUAAUACAGAAACUCUGGCAAAUGCAACUUUGACACAAUAAUGAGAGCAGUUUUACUUCAUGUGGUCACAUUCAAUUUGAAACCUCAGCAGACUUUUAGUGUGAUUUGAAAUCUAAAGAAACCCCUCUGCUGCCAUUCUUUCUUCUGAAAUUUGAACAUUUUUAAAUCAGCGACUUGCUAAAAUUACCCAUAGUGACAAGAAGAGUCUGGACCAAACACAUAGGUAAAGGUAGGUGCAGUUUCUAACUCAAACUGGAAUUUUUACAAUGCCUAUUGCCGUUAACGUGAACACAUCCUAUUCCUCCUGCAUGAUGUAUAUGACAACAGGGAGGGGGGGAGGGGAUCGAGUAAUGUGCCAAAGGAAACUGAACAAUGUGCUGUCAAGAACCUUUCUUUUUCUUUUUUUUAAAACUGGGACCUGGAAUCAAGAAAAUAGGAGAAGCUCAGCUGCAAAAGGGUCUCUUUUUCCCUGUUUUCCUAAUAAAUAAUCAAAUUUACCCCAAAAUCUAAAUUAAUCUUUAACCUACUGAUAAGACGAAACUUUCGAAAAGCACAAACAAUAGCUUGUCGUCCGCAUUAUGACCUGUACUGUUAUUCUAAAGUCUUUAUUUGACAAAGCAGUAAUUGGAGCAGAUUUUCACAGUCAGCAGUGACCUUAAAACACAUGAGGAAUGAUGUUGUGUUGGGAAAAUAUUUACAAGCUAAUCACUGACAAAUAUUUGUACAGUUGACGUCUACUUUCUGUUUAAUUAAAAAGAGGACGUGAGUUAACUUCUCAGCACAACCACAUCGCAUUGCUGCAGUGAAGUAAAUGUUCUGUGGCAGGCAAAUCUCACACUGUUUUGUAAAAUGGAGACAUUUUUUUUGGCAUAAUAUAUUAAUAAAUUCAAUCCUGUGCAAAAUGUUUUUGGCUGGGGGGCGGGAGUGGGUAGCUUUGGUAUUGUUUGGAUAUGUUUCAUUUUUUGUACGGUUGAUUUACUUUUUGAUUUGUUGUGAAUUAUUUGAGAUUAAAUAUUCACAUUAAUCAGCACUUGAGAACCUGUAAAUUAAAUGAGAUUAAUGUAAGUAUGCCAAAUAUAAAAUUUGUGUAUUACAAUUAAUGUAAAUAUUGUGUUUUUAACAAAAUGUAGCUAUAACAAUUUACAGCUUUGAAUGUAAUGUUGAAGCAGCAAAUUAUUAUUAUAAAUGUUCAAACUUUUAUGGUUUUGUGAGUGUAGAAAAACUGAGGUCAUGCAUAAUGACUCCUAACUCAUUUACAAGUUCAAUAAACUGCCCUAUGUCAUA
This is a messenger RNA of Neolamprologus brichardi, 7852 nucleotides long. NCBI's taxonomy places the organism in Eukaryota, Metazoa, Chordata, Actinopteri, Cichliformes, Cichlidae. The record is from RefSeq and is a predicted model, not a curated record.